Molecule: messenger RNA, 636 nt
Organism: Nanorana parkeri
Lineage: Eukaryota; Metazoa; Chordata; Amphibia; Anura; Dicroglossidae
Product: fucolectin-like
Exons: 2
Coding region: 1-573 (190 amino acids)
Source: RefSeq, a predicted model, not a curated record
AUGUUCCAGCAAAUUACUGACAACGUUGCAGCUUACAGUCUAUUUCCUGAUGAAGACGUCUUUAGAACAAUGGAAGAACAUUAUAUGUAUAAUCAUGGAGUGUGUUUUGUGUUUCUUUCUUCAGCCGUCAAUAUCGCCAGAAGCGGGGAAGCCACGCAGAGUUCUACUUACGUCUCAGGUGUAAGUAGUGUUGCUAGCAAUGCCAUUGAUGGCAGGAAAGAUCAGGACUGGAAUCAUAAUUCCUGUACCGCCACAAAUGAAGACUGGGAACCCUGGUGGAGACUGGACCUGAAACAGAAACAGAGCGUGUAUGUUAUUAAAGUCUAUGCCAGGUCAGACAGAUUUUUGGAACGGUUGAAGGAUCUCGAGGUCCGAAUUGGUGAUUCUCCGGACAAUAACAACCCGCUGUGCGGUACGAUCACCAACUAUAAUAUUAUCACAACAACUUUCUGCUGUAAUGGGUUGGCGGGUCGAUACGUCAGCACGGUGAUCCCGGGGCGCAGUGAAUGCUUGACCCUAUGCGAGGUGGAAGUCUACAAUGGCACCAUGACUGAGAAUGAUGUCUGCUGGUAAACCUCAGAAGUACAGAGCAGAAGGAAUUCUAAAGUUCAUAAAUUGUCAUGUCUAUAGGAAACA